UUUAAAUAAAUUUAAAAUCUUUUGAAAAAGUUUCUAACAAUAGCAUUGAUUAUUUACAUUGUUUAAAUUUUGUUAAUCUGUCAGCAGCUCCAUACAGUACAUGACCUAUUAGAUUUAUCAGGAAAAAGUCAAGCCGAUCAUGUGAAAGCUACUUAGUUACUUGUACGUUAUAAAUUAGUUUUUAAAAUAUAAUCCUUUAUCUUUAUGAAUAAAUAUAAGUUACAGUUACGUAACAAAAGUGCAAUAUCGUAAACAGUUGAAGGAGAAUAAUCUGGAAUCUAAAAUGGCGUAUUUUCAAUCUGUGCAUAAAAGUGAGAUACCUAUAAAUUGUCAUUUAUGUGAUUCUAAGAAAAACAUCAAGUGGAAAUGCUUAGACUGCGGACUUUUCAUCUGUGAUAAGUGUAAAGAAGGAAGACAUCUUAGAAUUAAAAAUGCACAGGAUCAUAAAGUCAUAAGUAUCAAAGAUGUAGGUCUACAUUGUGAAAAAUUGGAUUUUACAAAUAUUAAAUGUACCAACCAUACUGAACAAUCCUGCUGUCUGUUUUGCAAAAGAUGUGGAAGUCUAGUGUGUCCAACUUGUGUGUCUAAAGUUCAUAAGAAACAUGCAAAUGACCUUAUUGAAAUCAGUGAAGCAUAUAAAAUUAAAAUGGAUGGACUGAAAGAAGGACAAAGUUAUAUUAAAAAGGAAAAGGAAAAAGCCAUUACCAUAAAAAAGCAAUUGGAACAACGUAAGAAUGCUGAAAAUGCCAAGUAUAACAAAGUUAUUCCUAAUAUUCUGAAUCAUGGAAAUGCAUUGAAAAAGGCAAUUGACAAAUAUAUUGAAGAAAUGAAAGAUGAUGUUGACCAAUACCUGAAAGAUACUUUGAAAUCAAUAGACACAGACCUUCAUAACUUAUCAAAAUCUAUGGAGCAUGCUAACGAGAAAAACAGGGAAGUUGAGAUUUUAAUCAAAACCAAAGAUGUCGCAAAGUUUUUUUCAGAAGUCAGCUAUAACAAAUCAAAGGAAGUUCUAGUACCAAAACCACAAUCUUCAUAUAAUUCCAUACCAAACUUUCUUCCAGGGGAGAUCACUCAAUCUAAUGUUGGGGUGCUACAAAAUGUAGAGAGUCCAGAAAAAUUAAGUGUUGCCUUUAAAAUCUGUCAAGAAUAUCAGACAGAACUUUCAAGAGUAUCACAAAUCAUUCCAUGUGCUGACAAUUUGGUCUGGAUUAAUUCAAGUUCAGAUGGUUGUAUUAUAAAUGCAGAAACUAAGGGGAGAAAACUCACUGUGUUAUCUACCUUUAACAUGACUGUCUAUGGUAUGGCAAUAACCCAAACUAACGAACUCCUUCUUUCGGUUCACGGUAAAUCCAGACUACAAAAACUCAAUACUACUACUGGUAAACUAACAGACACAGACUUUAAUGUGGAUCCUCUGGUACCUAUAAGUAUCCAUAUCACCAGUGGUAACAAGCUUAUAGUUGUAGGAAUCAGCAAUAAACUUGGAAGAAAGGCUGUUUUCGUAAUAAACCAUAGAGGAGACCAUGAAAUUGUGUAUGAAUAUGAUAAACACAAUCAACCUAUGUUCACUUACCUGAGGAGUAUCACAAGUACCAGUGAUGGGAAUAUUCAACUGGUAGAUUUUCACAAAGGUAAAAAAGGAAGAGUGGUUGUUUUGGGGAAAGGAAGUGAUAUAGUUAAUUCAUAUACCGGAGAUCCCAAAAUCAACAAACAUAAAUCAUUUAAACCACAGAGAAUAGCAACAACAUCAAAAGACAAUGUGAUCGUGACUGAUUUAGACACAGAAAUAAUACAUAUUCUAAAUAGUAAAGGCUGUCUAAUAUCAUGGUACAACACUAAAGACAUAGGUAUACUACAUCCAUUCUCCCUUGCCCUUACCCCGACAGGACAGGUCUACAUUGGUUGCACUAGACAAGCAGGUAGUACAGCAAAGGAAGCCAAGAUUUAUGAAGUGACUAUAUCGGGAUGUUAAAAACAUGUCAUCAUAUCAUUUUUGAUAGAUUGUCUAAUACCUUCUAUAUUUAAAAGACUCUACUAACAUCUCCAUAUAAAUAAACUACACACUGUUUAUAA
Molecule: messenger RNA, 2073 nt
Organism: Mytilus trossulus (common blue mussel)
Lineage: Eukaryota; Metazoa; Mollusca; Bivalvia; Mytilida; Mytilidae
Exons: 1
Coding region: 284-1972 (562 amino acids)
Molecular function (GO): zinc ion binding
Source: RefSeq, a predicted model, not a curated record